CUUUUGCAACGAUAAUACUCCAUGGACAGGAGAAAAAAGCUUCACAUAGCAAUGUUCCCAUGGCUAGCUUAUGGCCAUAUAAUGCCAUUUCUCGAGGUUUCCAAAUUCUUAGCUCAGAAGGGUCAUCGGAUAUCCUAUAUUUCCACCCCUAAAAACAUCGGCCGCCUCCCUAAACUUGCCCCGCAUCUCUCAUCCAACAUAAGUUUCGUCGAGUUAUCUCUUCUCCAUGUGAAUGGCUUACCUUCAGGAGCUGAGUCCACAUCCGAGCUACCAAUCGACAAAGUCCCUUACCUUAAAAAGGCGUAUGACCAGCUCCGAGCCCCUUUAACCGAAUUCCUCAAGAACUCGAACGUCAACUGGAUCAUCCAUGACUUUGCGCCUUACUGGUUACCGGAGAUUACCGCACCACUCGGCAUCAACUCGGUUUUCUUCAGCAUAUUCAAUCCCACUUUUCUUGUUCACUUGGGUCCGCCAUCAGUUUUGCUAGGUGAUGUUCGGAAGUGGCCAGAAGACUUUACCGUCGUCCCCGAGUGGAUAGAUUAUCCUUGCAACGUGGCAUGGAAGCUACAUGAGAUGGUGAACCACCAACAGUGCAUGGACGAUGUAUCUGAUCUUCAACGGUUGGGAGUAUUGGUUCAAGGCUGUCAAUUUGUAACUGCGCGUACCUGCUACGAAUUCGAAUCAGACGAGAUUAAUUUGCUUAGUAAACUUUACCAAAAGCCUGUUGUUCCACUAGGGUUGCUGCCUCCAUCACUUCCAUAUAGCGAAGACGAAAGCGAUGAUGAGUGGGAGGCUAUAAAAAGUUGGCUUGAUACCAAAGGGGAGAAAUCAGUUUUCUAUAUCGCCCUUGGUAGUGAAGUGAAUCUAAGUGAAGAGUCCAUGCGCCGGUUGGCAUUUGGGAUAGAGAAAUCCAAUUUGCCCUUCAUUUGGGUUGUAAGGAAGGUCCCAAUGGGUGAAGGGCAGAAGGAUAAGCAUCAAGACAUAAUCCCUCCAGGGUUCGAAGAACGAGUGUCUAACAGGGGGUUGGUGUUGAGGGAUUGGGCACCUCAGUUGCGGAUAUUAGCUCACUCUUCCAUCGGCGGUUUCUUGACUCACUGUGGUUGGAGUUCAAUAAUCGAGGCACUCAAGUACGGUCGGGCUCUGAUCUUGUUUUCUGGGGCAAGUUCGGACCAGGGCUUGAACGCUAGGUUGAUGCAUGGGAGGAAGGUUGGGUUAGAAAUAAUGAGGAAUGAAGUGGACGGUUCAUUUACAAGCGACUCGGUGGCUGCUACGAUCAGGCAGGUGAUGGUGGAACCAGAAGGAGCGGCGAUUAGGGCCAAUGCAUGGGCAAUGAGAGUGGUUUUCGGCAAUGAAGAGUUGAGUAAGACUUAUUUAGAUGGAUUCACUCGGUUCAUCGAAGAGUUUGCACCUUCAGCUUCCCACAGCCACGUUUAAGUUAUCGGCAGAGAUUUAAAAUAUUAUCGUGAUCAUAUUUUACAUUGCACUAUGUUUAUCACAAUUAUUUUAAUAAUAAACGUUAUUAUAUAUUUGGCGAGUAAAA
This is a messenger RNA of Hibiscus syriacus, 1540 nucleotides long. Its product is annotated as UDP-glycosyltransferase 91C1-like. Gene Ontology annotation, molecular function: UDP-glycosyltransferase activity. Lineage: Eukaryota; Viridiplantae; Streptophyta; Magnoliopsida; Malvales; Malvaceae. The transcript has a single exon. Bases 22 to 1434 code for a protein of 470 amino acids. The record is from RefSeq and is a predicted model, not a curated record.